CCCCGCCCUUUCACCCACUCACCAGCUCCAAACCAACAUCAUGCGUCUCCUCCUCUUCCUCCCGGUUCUAAGCGCUUUGUUGGCACCCACGCUCGCCAGCGCGGUCCCGCAGCAGCAAUCCGCGCCCUGGGGCGAAAAAACCGACGGCCGCGUCGAGCAAUUCCGCAACAUGUGGAAGGACCGCCAGGCGGGGCGGCAGCCGGGAAAGAUGGAGAAGCUCGUGGGCAACGCCGAAGACCGCGAGCACGGGAAGUACACCAAUCCCAAGCCGUACACGCAGAUGGGCGGUGGAAUGAGUGGUGCGCCUCCUCCUCCUCCGAAGGAGCAGCCGAAGAAACAGCAGCCCCAGCAGCAGCCCAAGCAGCAGCAGAAGAAGAAGAAGAAUGGGCCUCCUCCUCCCUCCACCGGUGGGAAGAAGAAGGGCGGCUCUGGCGGGCUGCAUAAGCGUGGCGGCGACGAUAUCUGCAGCCUCACCUCGCUCCAGGGCAACGGAAAGUACCCCGACCCCGAGGACUUCUUCAAGUUCUCCGAGGAGAAGCUCGGGAAGAAGUACAGUCCGGCGGAGCUGGAGGCAGCGCGCGACCACCUUGCGACGCAGCUUGCCGCCGCCGCGAAGCGCGAUCAGGAGCGUAAGAGCGACGACCCCCCGCCCGUCCAGUGCGAUGACGAGUUCCUUGCGUUCGCCGGCAUCCCCAAGGAGGAGGUGGCCCCGCCCGCGCCCAACGUCAUCGAGGUCGAGGCGAAGAAACUCGGGUUCAAGGACUUGGCCUCCGCGUGCCAGACCAAGAAGGCGACCGCUCCCUGCCCCCUCGCCAACCCCGAUGCCAAGUGCGAUUACUGCUGCGAGGCCGGCUACACGGGCGCCAACGAGUUCCAGGACUCCGGGUGCGGCUGCUGCAGCUACGAGUACGCCGGCGGCGACUUCCCGAUCGACUUUGCGCAGUUGGCGUUCGAGUGCCGUCCCUUCAACGACUGUGAGGGUGGCAACGGGAGCGUCGGUGGCCGUGGCGGCGUCCGUGGCGGCCGUGGCGCGGGAGACGGCGGAGACGACAUCGAAGUCGAUGUGUCCACCAACAGGGACACCGAGAUCUACGCUGUGUUCGAGGACAUCAGGCGCCUGUGCUUCUUCUUCGACUCGAAGAACAACCAGGACGUCAACAUCAACACGCCGUACGAGGGGGUCGUCGACAUCAGGGUCGAUACCGAGGACCUCGCUGCUGCUGCUGCUGAUGAUGGUGAUGAGGUCGUGAUUGCCAACUCUCAACCCGGUAGGGAUUUCUAUCCGGGUUCCCCGGCGAGGGCUGAGAAGUCGGGUGAAACCAUCAGCGCUUCCCCGGCGAGGGCCGAGAAGU
Molecule: messenger RNA, 1352 nt
Organism: Tricharina praecox
Lineage: Eukaryota; Fungi; Ascomycota; Pezizomycetes; Pezizales; Pyronemataceae
Exons: 1
Coding region: 384-1250 (288 amino acids)
Source: RefSeq, a predicted model, not a curated record